Oncorhynchus gorbuscha (pink salmon) is the source of this 4917-nucleotide messenger RNA. Its product is annotated as SMC5-SMC6 complex localization factor protein 2-like. The record is from RefSeq and is a predicted model, not a curated record. Bases 776 to 4681 code for a protein of 1301 amino acids. The transcript has 16 exons. NCBI's taxonomy places the organism in Eukaryota, Metazoa, Chordata, Actinopteri, Salmoniformes, Salmonidae.
UAGUUAGGUUACCACUCGGUCAAGGUUCCCCAACUGGCUUCCUGCGGGUGGUUUUAUUUGCCCCCCAAACAAAAAAAACAAAAAAAUUGUUUUCAUUGUUGGACAUAAGACUUAAAACACCAGGAAAUCAACUUCAAUUCAUUUUAAUUCAAAUAAGCUGUUCCGGUGAAAUUGACGAGUGAGACAAAUUGCUUUGUGAACAUGCAUAUUGACUUAAUGCAAAUGGACACGUCGACUUGUGUGUGACUGUCUAUUACUGUCAGUACUCUGUAUGUUCAUAGAAGACAACUGGGAACUCGUAAAAAUACGAACUCAGACUGGGAGAAAUCAUUUGUAAAGGUCGUUCAACUUGGAAUUCCAAGUCGGAAACUCGGAACAUCUUUCGAAAGCUCUGACUUUCCGACCUGAAGAUCAAAUCAAAUAUUAUUUGUCACGUGCGCCGAAUACAACAGGUGUAGUAGACCUUACAGUGAAAUGCUUAUUUACAGGCUCUCUAACCAAUACUGCAAAAAAGUAUUAUGUGAACAAUAGAUCAAUUGCAGACUACUUCUCUACGAAAAGCAUUACUGGUGGAUGUAAGAUCUUGAGAACUGAUGAAACAACACUGAACUUGUUAUGAGACUAUAUCCACACACACACACACUGAAAUAUUGUAGUUAAACCCAAGUGAUUUGACUCCAUACACAGAUGACUGUGGCACCUGCUGCUUUGUGUGACUGCCUUAGGAGCUGCCCCAUGCUAAUGUAAAGGAGUGAGAUCGUACUUAUAUAGAAGGAUGAGUAGCCUUAGGCAGUACUUCACCAAUGCGGUCAAAGACGUCAUCCCUUUGGGGUCUCCUCGUCCUGAACCCUCACCGGCCCUCUCCUCCAUCCAGGAGGCCGAGAUGAAACCCUCUCAGCCCCCCGGACACCUGUCCAACCCCAACACUUACCCCAUGCCCAAACACAGGGCGAAGCCCGCUCCUGGCCUGCCUCCUCCCCCUCCCCACCUGCCAGGGGUACACCACCGAGCCUCCCGGGUUGGAGUUGGGGGUGAAGCCAAGGAUGGCCCGGCCAACUUUACAAACACCCUAAUCAGGAAAACCCAGCAUUCCCACAGCCCUGUGACCCCUGACCCCUAUAGGGGCAAGAACUUUAACACUUGGGGUGGUAUGGGAAGGGACAACCCACUGUCGCCCUCCUCCCUUCCCCCAUGCAGAGUCAGUGCCCCCAAGAGUCGUGGUUCCCUGGACCACAGAGGAACCACUCCCUCUAACAAGCAGUUUACUCCAGGAGGCACCAGAUCCAUGUCUCUGAAGAGACUCAGACACCCAGACUUGGAGGAGAGAAACAGAGGAAGAGGAGAGGACAUAGCUAAUAAGAGACUUCAUCCAGAGGACUAUAUCCCAGACCCUAUCAGUACCUGUUGCCCACCCGAUGGAACAGCCAGUUCUAAAAUGUCCACAAGCCCCAACCCAUCCUACCUGAAGAAAGUCUUCAUGAAGAACAAUCUGAGCUCAUGUCCUACUCUAAGGUUGAAGGAGAGUCUCACCCCUAAGAAGACCGAGGAAGGGAUGGAGGGAAACAGGAGUACUUUCCCAACCUAUCCACUCUCCACACCCAAACCUGCGAGGAAGCGUUGCACCGGCCAUGGAAAGACACCAUGCUGCAAUAAUGUGAGGGAGAACAGCAACCCUCAGGCCAGAUACAGGGGAAUGAAUCACCAAUCUGGCAACCCAGCCAACCUGCCAGUCACAAUCCUUAGUAGAGGAGAGUGUAGGAGAGCUAAAGAGACCAGAGAGCGAGAGAGGGGAGGAAGAGAACCGACAGUUCGCCCCGACGGGAGAACCCCCAAACCCGACUCAAAAUCUCAGAGCUCGGACUCGAGCUGCCCUAGUUCUCGGUGCCAUCACACAUUGGAAAAGAAGCGACACGUCUCUCGCCCACGGAGAACGUCUGCCUUGCCGGAUGACCUGAAUGACCUUUUCACCCCUGACCCCAUAACCUCUAGCCUGUCUAGAGCAGCGAUGACCUUUUCUCCCAGUCCCCAGAGAGGAGACAGGUCGCCCUCUGUGCACAACAAGGUUCCUCUGCCUGUUGUGUUGGCUACUGUCAGUGAUGCUAGUAUGGAACCGGGGUCCCCCUAUGUAACAAGCCCUAGAGAAAUCCCCCCAAAAUCCCGCUCACAGCGAAUCCCAUGUCCCAAGAUCUCUUCCUGUACGGACACUGCAAUGGACUCCUGUAAGCUACACCUGGACCCCAAAAUCUACUCCUCCUUUGUAAGGCUGGAGUUGAGCAGGAAUGACUUGACUAAACUAGAGACCGGCUUGUACAGAGCCAUCACCAGCACUGUAUCAUCCUCAGGGAAGCCCUCAUCCCCUAAGGAUGUCGCCUCAGGACUGAAAACAAGAUCUUCUGGUAUUGCUUCAGCAGAGUUGGUGUCAACUAUGAAUGAGGAUGAGAAUGCCUACCUCAAGACUGAGUCCUCCAUUCUGAAAACUAUCCCCCUCUCAGCCUCUGCAAAGUCCUCAUCCUCAUGGAAGGACAAGUCAUUUAGCAUGGAGACGGCAGACCUCAAAACCAGUCCCUUCUCAACCCUGGACCAACAUGGACAAGGAAAGGAGGGUGAAGAGAGGAAGGAAGGAGACCAGAAGGUCCGUAAGAGUUUAUCGUUCCUUGAGGAAGGAGAACAUAGAAGCAAAAAGAACAAUUCCCGUAAGAGUCUGGAGGGGGACCCUGUGGAUGUGGAGUUGAGCCUAGGCCUCGACCUGAGCCUGGGGCUAGAGUUGGCGCUAUCCCAGACCAGCAGCAGCAGUGACGAGGACCAGCUGCCGUCCCUGCAGCAGAUCCUGGACCGUACCGCCUGGCCUCCAGACACCCCAGAAAAAGGAACCAUCCCUGCACCCAGCAUCCCCAUUGGGCUCCUACACCACAGCCAACCACCAUCUUCAUCUAAAGCCACCAGUUACAGGAACAACCUGGAUGAGAUGCUGAAGGAAAAGGAGAGCAUUCAAAGGUCUAAGGAGAUGGAAGCCAAGCUGCAUCUCUCCUGUAAGGAGAAACUGCUGAGAUUGGCUGAGGAAGAGGAGGAGGAGAUCAUUGAGGAGGCUAUCUCGCAGCAGCAAAAGGAUUUCCUGCAGCGUUUCUCGGUGUUGUCUAGUGCCAUCCAGGACCUACACCCCGGGGAAGCGGUGUUCAACCUGGACAACUUUGGCCGUCUCUUCAGCCAACACACACUGCAGCUGAGACGCUGUAACGUCACCCCGUGUGACACCACACAGAAAACAAUCCUAUGCUCCUCUCCAGACCAGUUCAGGACCCAGGUCAGUUCCCAGCUGUUCCAGAGAGCUUACUGCUCCUCCCCCUGUCCUCCCCAGGUGACCCGCUGGCUCUUCCAGAUGAUGUCAGUCCACUCAGACAGGCUGACCUGUCAUCAGGUACUAAAGGCCCUUGGAGAUAUUGCCUGCUCUGCUGCUGAACACAUGGUACUGAAUAAGAGUGAGAGGUUUGAGGUGUGGGUGCCCAGUAUUGGAGACAUGACCCUGGUCUUCAUGAACAUGGGGGUUCCCUUUGUCACCCUUUUCCCCCUGGAGAACCUACAACCCCCCUUCACUGAGGGAGACUUGAUAGAGGGCCUCCAGAUCAGCAGCACAGAGAGCCUGUCCAGCAAGAAGGAGAUCAGAACUUUCCCUGAACACAACUUUGACAAUGUCGUCAAGUACAUGUGUCAUUGUACGUCGUUGUGCCCGCGGGUCUACAGUGACGGAGAACUGUUGUUACUCCUGACGGUGGUGAGCAGAGUGGGCCUGGACACGCAGCUCGCCCUCCAGCCCACUGAGCACCUCCGCUCCCUACUGCACAACCUGGUCAACAGCAUAAGGGACUUGGACAUCAUGCUACCCAGGAUCUGCAUGUCGCUGAUUGCCCUGACUGAGGACCAUCACAACCUGCGCUGGCUGGUUGAGCUCCUGCCAGACAGCAUGCGCGGCAAGCAACUCAGGAGACACCUCAGUGUGUCGGCGAUCUCCAAGCUGCUAAACAACAGAUGCACUUACAUUCCCUCCAACACAGAGUUCCAGCUGUCAGACCUGCGUCCCUACCUCUCCCAAAUGCGUCCCUCCUCACUCCUCCGGGGGCUGGCCACCUCCUGCUACAGGAGGAGUCACCACCCACACAGAGAGCGGGAGGAAGAGGAGGACUGUGCCUCCCUGGACCAGCAGGCCUACUACCUAUGCUACAGCCUCCUGGCCUUGGCCAACGAAGCCACCAACUUUGAGUUCUUCCCUUCGGAGCAAAAGAACCAGUUGUUGUUGCUAAGUGCUGAGCUGGAGAAACACAUUAAAAGUGACAUCAGGGAGAGUGAGAAGAUGCUUUACAGGAGCAGGGUGAAGGACCUUGUUGCCAGGAUCUACACCAAGUGGCACGUGCUGGUCCAGAGAACCAGGCCUCUCCAGGAUAAACUGUAUGACUUCUGGCAGCCUCCGCCUGAGGAUGCUGUGAGCAGCAGCCAGGAGAGCCAACACUCCCACAGGGAGAGCGAUGGGGAGGAAGAGAGAGAGGGGGACAGGGUCAUGGAGGUGGAAGGAGAAGAAGAUGAGGGGGACAAGGUGAUGGACAGAGAGGGACAAGACAAGGAGGAGAGGAUUGCAAUGAAGUCUUUGGCAAUGGAGGAUGAGAGCGAUGAGAAAGAAGACACCAGAUAAAGCACUUAGUCAUGGAGGAAGCUGAGGAAGAAAAGGACAUUCAGGGGGAGGAGGAAGAUACAUUCCUAAAGAUGGAGAUGGUGGAACUUACGCUAGAGGAUUCAGAUGAGGAACCAGAUAUGGAAGACAUGCUGGCAGAAAGGACAGAAGUAGAACUGAGGGUCACAGAAAAGAGGGAAGCAGCGGUGGAGGAGAGAAGGGAAGAACAGACUGAAGGGAGAGACUGAGGAGCGACU